UAUGGUAACCCAGAUGGGCUCGCACAAUACAAAAACUAUACGCCGUCUAGCUUAUGCAAGUUGCAUAUUACAAGUCCCUGUCCUAGCAUAUUAAUCGGUCCAUGUGGGCUGAUGGUGGCUCGAUAUCUGCCCAAGAGAGCUCCCCAAACAAGAGCAGCUUCACACGCCAAAGCCAAUCACUAUGCCUGGCUUACUGAGGUCAGAUCAAUCCUCGUCGUCCUCGAAUGAGGACAUCACCGAUGCUUCGGGCCCGAGCAUCAGGGCAUCUCGGAUCGAUCAAGCGCAGGUGACUGCUUCCGGCCUGAGCGAUGGAGAGAAGCCGCUGGAGGAACAGCUAGAGCCUAUUGCGGUGGUGGGGAUGGGAUGCCGACUGCCAGGGGCUGUGAAGUCAGCCUCGGACUUCUGGGACAUGAUGAUCAACAAGCGGACGGGAAACACACCAAAAGUGCCCGCCUCACGAUUCAACAUCGACGCGCACUACCACUCAAACAACGACCGCCCAGGCAGCUUUGGGGUUCUGGGCGGAUACUUCCUCGAUGAGGAGCUGACCGACUUCGACCCUGGCCUGUUCGGCAUCACGCCGGUCGAGGCCAUGUGGAUGGACCCGCAGCAGCGCAAGCUGCUUGAGGUUGUGUAUGAGGCGCUCGAGUCGGGUGGUAUCUCGCUCGAGGCCAUCUCGGGCACCCGUACUGCGGUCUUUGCCGCCAGCUUCACUGCCGACUGGCAGCAGAUGGCCUUCAAGGAGGCGUCGUUCCGCCACAGCCUGGCGGCAACCGGCGUUGAUCCCGGCAUCAUCAGCAACCGUAUUAGUCACGUUUUUAACCUCAACGGCCCCAGCAUUGUCUGCAACACGGCAUGCUCCUCGUCCGUGUACGCGCUGCAUAAUGCCUGCAACGCCCUGCGGAACAACGAGGCCGAGGGGGCCAUCGUCGGGGGCGUCAACCUGAUCAUCACGGUAGACCAGCACAUGAACACGGCCAAGCUGGGCGUGCUGUCACCCACGUCAACGUGCCACACGUUCGACGAGAGCGCCGACGGCUACGGCAGAGCAGACGCGGUGGGCGCCGUAUACCUGAAGCGACUCGCCGAUGCUGUCCGGGACGGGGAUCCGAUCCGCGGCAUCAUCCGUUCCAGUGCUGUCAACUCCAACGGCAAGGUCCCCGCCGUCGGCAUCACACACCCAAACCGCGAAGGCCAGGCCGACGUUAUAACCCAUGCAUACGAGCGCUGCAGCCUUGACCCUCGCCUGACGGGCUACUUCGAGUGCCACGGGACGGGCACCGCCGUCGGCGACCCCCUCGAGGUGCACGCCGUCUCCAUGGCCAUGAACAAGAACCGGACACCUGACCAGGACCCCCUGUGGAUCGGCGCCGUCAAGACCAACAUUGGCCACAGCGAGGCUGCGAGCGGCCUGUCGGCACUCAUCAAGGCCAUCCUGAUAGUUGAGCGAGGCAUCAUCCCGGCGACCCGCGGCCUCGUCAAGCCCAGCCCGAGUAUCAAGUGGGACGAGUGGCAGGUCAAGGUUCCGACCGAACCAGUGCCUUUUCCCGCCCAUCUCCCGGUGCGCCGUGUGUCCAUCAACAGUUUCGGAUACGGAGGGACCAACGCCCACGUAGUGGUCGAGGGGGCGGCAUCGAUGCUGCGAGGACGGGCACCAGCAUACAAGUACACCGACGCCACGAGCGUCGAGUCGCGCAGGAAGAGCCUCGUCCCCAGGCGCGCCUCGCACCGCAAGCGGCCGUUCCUGCUUCCCUUCUCGGCCCACGACAAGGCCACGCUCCUGCGCAACAUCAAGGCUCACGGCGAGGUCGCAGCGAAGUACGACCUGCUGGACCUCUCGUACACGCUCAGCAGCCGCCGCAGCGUCCUCCAGAGCAGGGCCUUCACCGUCGCCAGCCACCGCACGCUGCCCACUGCGUUCGAAGACGUCGCCGCCUCCUUCUCCUUUGGCCAGCAGAAGCCGUCCAGGCCGCGGGCCAUCGGUUUCGUCUUCACUGGACAGGGGGCCCAGUGGCCGCGCAUGGGCGCGGAGCUGAUGGCGUACAGCCCGCACUUCCUGGAGUCGAUCCACGCCCUCGACAACGCCCUCGAGGAGCUCGGCGACGGCCCGGAGUGGUCGAUCGAGGACGUCUUGCUCGAGAGCAUCGACACGUCGCCUGUCAACAACGCCGAGUUCUCGCAGCCGCUCUGCACCGCGGUCCAGAUUGCCCUGGUGCAGCUGCUCGCCCACUGGGGCAUCCGGCCCACCGUCACGGUCGGCCACUCGUCGGGGGAGAUGGCUGCUGCAUAUGCUGCCGGCCUGAUCACGGCCAGGGAGGCCAUAGUUGCAGCAUAUUACCGGGGCAAGGUCACGCGCGAUGUCGCGAGCGCCGGGUCCAUGCUGGCCGUCGGCCUCGGGGCCGAAGCCGUCCAAGAAUACCUUGGCCGGGACAAGUCUGAGGGACAUGUUGUGGUGGCGUGCCACAAUUCGCCAUCGGCCGUCACGCUGAGUGGCGACGAGCACGGCAUAGCGGCUGUCAAGGCCAGGCUUGAUGAGGACGGCGUCUUUGCCCGCCUUGUAAAGACAAGCGGCAAAGCUUACCACUCUCACCACAUGGUGCCGGUGGCCACCAAGUACGAGGAACUCAUCCGGGCCGCGAGUGUGAGCGCUUGGGAGGAUGACCUGGACGAGAACCCCGCGCCUGCCAACGCCAGGAUGGUCUCGUCAGUGACAAACAGCAUCCUGCCGCCAGGCACCCGGCUGGACGAGUCGUACUGGAGCAAGAACCUCACCAACCCGGUCCUCUUCAACCAGGCCGUCCGGACCAUCCUCACGGACGACGAGGUCUCAGACGUCGACCUGUUGAUCGAGGUUGGCCCACACUCGGCCAUGGCUGGCCCCAUCAAGCAGAUCAAGGCGGAGCUCAAGGCGGAAAAGCUCGACUACCUGCCGACCCUGCUGCGAGGCACCGACAGUGCCGUGCAGCUGCUCAAGCUGGCGGGCGAGCUGUUCCUCAGGGACUACCCCGUCAAGAUGGAGCGCGUCACAAACGCCUACGUCGGCGGAAGUGGCAGCAAAGGGGGGGCCGGUACCAAGGGGCACACCAUCGUGGACCUGCCCCCGUACCAGUGGAACUACACGCGGCCGUUAUGGGCCGAGAGCCGCGCCAGUCGCGAGCAGCGCCAGCCGAAAUACCCUCGUCACGAUGUGCUGGGCCAGCGGGUCAUCGGCUCGUCCAUGGCGGAGCCCACCUGGCGCAACGUCCUGCGGCUGCGCGACCUGCCGUGGCUCAAAGACCACUCGCUGGGCGGCGAGGCCGUCUUCCCUGCCGCGGGCUACUUCGCCAUGGCCAUCGAGGCCAUCACACAGGUCCACGAGCUGGGCGGGGACGAUGCCUCCCGCGAGCCCAUCGACAACUACACCCUGCGCGACGUGUCCAUCAAGAAGGCGCUCGUGACGCCAGACGAUGACGACGGGAUCGAGGUGCUGCUGAACCUGCGGCCCGCCGUGCAGGGCGGCGGCGGCUGGUGGGACUUCAGCGUGUCGUCGAUCGACAUGGAGCAGGUCCACAAGGAGCACAUGGCCGGCAGCAUCGGCAUCAACAAGAACCCGCGCGGGUCCAAGGCAGUCCGCCGGGCGCCCGAGUUCGCCCAGCGGGCCACGGGCAAGGCCUGGAACCACGCGCUGCGCCAGGUCGGCUUCGACUACGGCCCCACGUUUCAGGACAUGGGCGACAUCCGCUUCGACGGCAAGACAUAUGCGGCCAGCGCCCGGUCCUUCAUCAAGCAGCACGUCGACGCGUCGCUCGGCGAGUCCCGCUACGUGCUGCACCCGGCCUCGGUCGACUCGGUCCUGCAGCUGAGCAUCGCGGCCAUCUACGCCGGGCGGACCAACGCCAUGAGCUGCGGCGUCGUCCCCAUCCAGGUGGACGAGGUGUCCAUCUGGCCGCCCACCGAGCCGCAGCUUCAGGUCGGCACGGCCAAUGCCUAUGCCUGGGUGCCCCGUCGAGGCAUCCGGUCUUUUGAGGGGAGUGCCCAGAUGACCGCCCUCGACGGCGAGCUGGUGCUAGACAUCACAAAUGUACGGACCACGAGCUACGAGGCCGCGGUCCCCCAAAAGGCAGAGACAUUUGUCGACGACACGAGUGGUGCCUAUGGCGAGAUGAGCUGGGACUUGGACAUUGACAGUCUCGAGUCGGGCGCCGACGUCGGCAGCUGGGUUGAUGUCGCAAACCUGAUCUUGUUCAAAUACCCGGCGUUGAAGGUCUUGGAGCUGGGCACCGAGAGCGCGGCGGAGCUCCUCUCCAAGAACCCUCAGCUGUCAUAUACAGCCGCUGUUGGCCCAGGCGAGACCAUGGUCGCCGCAGGAAAAUCACUUGUCGAGCCCUACGCCAAUGCCAAGGUGGUUCCCCUUGACCCGGGGCAGGACCUCGAGUCACAAUCUCUCAAGACGGCCGGGUACGACGUCGUCGUUGCUGGCCUGGAGGCGACGGCCUCGGUCCAGAAGCUGCUCCCCAAGCUGCGAGGGCUCCUGAAGCCAAGCGGCUUUCUUGUCACGGCGCCCCAGGCCACCAGUAUUAUCGAAGAGUCAAAAGGACCGGGAGACUUUAGAUUGAGCUUCAGGGCCAGCUCAGGGUCUUCAGUGUGGCGACCAGCGGAGACGACGGACGAGACCAGGACUGAGGUGCUCUCCCCGAUAGAAGGUCACGCCGUGCAGCUUGUGUACCGCACGAACCCGAGCCCGCUGGCUGAGCAAAUCAAGUGCGCACUGGAAGGGCUUGGUUGGAGCGUCUCGGUCAACAAGCUGGAUGCGUUCGGGGUGGAUUCCGGCGGUGACGUUCAAGUCGUGGCUGGGCAUGUGAUUAUGCUUGCCGACCUCGAAGGCCCUGUGCUGUACACGGCCACAGAGGCAGAGUUCUUGGCAAUCAGGGCCAUCAUCGACUCGGCAUCGGCCCUGCUGUGGGUUACCAGUGGCGGGUUAAUCACGGCAAAGAGACCAGAAUACGCCAUGGUGCGGGGGCUUGCUCGGUCUGUCGCUUCGGAGCAGGCCUCGCUCGACUUCCGCACCCUCGAUGUGGAUCUCGACAGUACCACCGUGCCUACGCAGGUGGUCCAGUCAGUCCUGAGGAUUGCCGGGUUGCAGGCGAGUAGCGGCGACGAGGCCCCGCAAGAGCGAGAGUUCUCCUUAUCCGGAGGAAAGACAUACAUUAGCAGGCUCGUACGAAACAAGGGGCUCAACAGUAUCUUCAAGACUCGGAGCGAUCCGGAACCACAGGCCUUCUCAGCCGAAAGGCCUCUACGUGGCAAAGUCCUCCGCGGCAAAGUUGUCUUUGAACAGGAGCCGGAGCGGGACGCACAUGCAGAUAAGCUCGCACUCAAGGCUGGCCUCGUCGAGGUCCAGGUCCAGGCCGUCGGGCUCACGAGGGAAGGCGUUCUGGUCAUCAGCGGUUCUGAUUACCCAACCACGUUCAGCCACGAGAUCGGUGGCGUGGUCACCAAGGUAGGACCAGAUGUCUCGACUCUCAAACCAGGAGACAGGGUGGUUGGGUACAAGCCGGACUGCUUCGCCAGCUACCAGCAGGUGCCGGCCACCAUGCUGCACAAGCUCGCCGACAAGGACGACAUGGACGCGGCCGUGAGCCUGAUAUCGGCAUACUCGAACGCCAUAUACGGCCUGGAAACCCUGGCCCGGGUCAAGGAGGGCGACACGGUCCUCAUCCUCCACAACACAGGCACGAGCGGCGUGGCCGCGGCCAAGAUUGCCCAAGACAAAGGCGCGACCCCGUACCUGGCAGUGAAGACCGACGCCGAGGCCACGUUCUUGACGACCCGGCUCGGCCUCGACCAGAGACAGAUCCUCGGCCCCGGUGGCGGUGCUGUCUCGACGCAGCUUGGGCGUCUCACUGGCGGCCGCGGGGCCGAUGUCGUCUUCAGCACCGGCAGCAGCGUGGAUACGGGGUCUGCGAGCGAGGCAUGGCGCCACAUCGCACCUUUCGGCCGCUUCGUCGACGCCGGCCGCAAGCACGUGCUCGACCGCGGCGCGCUCGACACGGUGCCGUUUGCGCGCGGCGCCAGCUAUCUGCCGUUUGACCUGCUGGACAUGUACGAGAGCAGGCCCGACAUGACCUCUGGCCUUGUUGCGGCCGUCAUGCAGCUGUCUGAGCAAGGAUCCAUCACGCCGCCCGGCACCGUCGAGCCCCUCCACCUGUCGCAGAUUGACAAGGCUGUCUCCUCCUGGUCCGAGUCCUUCGGUGCUCCCAAGCCCAUCAUCCGGUUUGAAGAAGCACCUGGACACCCCGUCUUGACCCUGCCCCCUGAGCGUGCCGGGCCCCGGUUCAGCCCUGACAACACAUACCUGCUCGUCGGCUGCCUGGGGGGUCUGGGCAGGAGCUUGACGGCGUGGAUGAUGGUGCAUGGGGCACGGCGGUUUACCUUUCUCUCCAGGUCUGGCGCUGACUCCCAGUCGGCCUCCACGCUCGUGGCCGACAUGGAGAGCGCCGGGGCCAUCGUGCAGGUUGUGCGAGGUGAUGCGACCUCACGGUCAGACGUUGUUCGUGCGCUCGAGGGUAUUCCCGCGUCGCACCCAGUUCGAGGCGUUGUCCAUGCUGCCAUGGUACUUCGGGACGGCAUGUUCCAUUCCAUGACUUUCGACCGUUGGAAGGCGACAGUGGAGCCCAAGGUCACUGGCGCCAUGAACCUGCACUCGGCCCUCGCCGACGUCCCACUGGACUUUUUCCUCAUGACCAGCUCCGUGUCGGGGACGCUGGGCACGCCAGGCCAGAGCAACUACGCGGCUGCCAACAGCUACCUAGACGCGCUCGCGCAUCACCGCGUGGCCUCGGGCAAAGUCGCCACCUCGGUGGUCCUGCCCAUGGUCCUCGGCGUCGGGGUUGUCGCCGAAAACACCGACAUCGAGGACGGCCUCCGCCGCAUGGGCAUGUACGGCAUCGACGAGGAACAGCUCCUCGAGGCCUUUGAGGCUGCCAUCGUCGCGCGCCAGUCUCUCGACGAGGCACCUCACCACAUAGCCGUGGGCUUGGACCCGCACCUGUUGCGGGAGGCCAUGGCCGACGCGGGGACCACCGAGGUCUUCUGGGACCGGGACGCGCGUUUCAGCCACCUCGCCCGCGCCAUGAGCGCGGCAAAGGACGGCGCCGACACGGCGGGCAGCUACAGCAUCCUGGCCGCCGUCCGCGAGGCCGACUCGGCCGCCGCCGCGGUCGCGGCGGUGUCGCAGCACUUCAUCGAGAAGCUGUCGCGCAUGCUGAUGAUCCCCGAGGACAACUUCGAGCCGCAGGGGCCGUCCAUCGCAUCCUACGGCAUCGACAGCAUGAUCGGGGCCGAGCUCCGCAACUGGAUCUUCAAGGAGUACAAGAUCGACAUGCCCUUCCAGCAGCUCCUCGCCCCCACGCUAAGCAUCGAGAGGUUUGCCGCGCAGGUGUGCGCGUCUGUGGUCACAGCGGCUUGAUGGAAACACCAGCCAUUGGGAUGUGACCGUACCCUAUCGCAGUCGAUUCUAUGCGUCUUUGUCUGACACAGGAUCCUGUACAAGGACAUAGAUUCGGGUGGUACACUAAGAGAAUGGAUAGAUGGAUGGAUUAUGAUUAACGCCUCGGGCCGUAGGCCCAGGCGAUGGCCGUCUUUGAAAUUAAGCAAUAUACUGUGCAGCCGCCAGGUCUAUAUGAACUGGCCGAAAUCAAUACAUAGGGUAGCGGGUGUAACUAUGAACGGUGGCGGCCUAAUAGGCUUUGUUGAAAGAAAGCAACGUAUUUGACCAAGUCCGCUUAUUAGUACAUGUGUGCCAAAAGAUGAAUUUGGUGGCCAUGCCAUAAAUUGAUUUUCAGGCUGUAUUUUAGCUUAUGUGACACACCAACGAUGGCGUCUCCGAACAAGAUCAACACGGUUCGAGACAUGUUCCAGGCCCAUUCCUCGCGUCAAUGACGACUCUCGAACAUCUCACGACUAA
Diaporthe batatas is the source of this 7945-nucleotide messenger RNA. RefSeq lists its product as uncharacterized. The transcript is spliced from 4 exons. Gene Ontology annotation, molecular function: fatty acid synthase activity; oxidoreductase activity. Gene Ontology annotation, biological process: fatty acid biosynthetic process; secondary metabolite biosynthetic process. Lineage: Eukaryota; Fungi; Ascomycota; Sordariomycetes; Diaporthales; Diaporthaceae. The coding region runs from base 182 to 7447 and encodes 2421 amino acids. The record is from RefSeq and is a predicted model, not a curated record.